GGGGAGGAGAUGCGAGGAGAAGCCUGGGGCGAUGGAGACACAGAGACAUCAGCAGAAGUUUCUCACCUUGGAAAGUGAGGGAAGCUCCCGCAUCUCCAGCUCAUCCUCACCUCUGCGCCAGAGGACCUUAGGCUACUUUCUCCGCCUUAUCUUGCCUAGGGGACUGCUGAUAGUCUCUGUCCUUGCUGCCCUGUUUAAUGUUACCUUCCAGGGGAAAGAGAGCAAGGAACAACUGGGUGCUAAGAAACUGACCCCAGGCCCUGCGGGCCUCUGGAGAGAGGAGACAGAGGAGGAGUGGCUGGGGCUGGGGGUCUCCAUGCGUGGGCCAUGGACAGAGCGGCGCUCCUGGCCCUGCCCAGCUUGUGUGCGCUGUGGGCAGCCGUGCUGUCGCUGCUCCCCUGCGGAACCCAGGGCAACUGGAUGUGGUUGGGCAUCGCCUCUUUCGGGGUACCGGAGAAGCUGGGCUGCGCCGACUUGCCGCUGAACAGCCGCCAGAAGGAGCUGUGCAAGAGGAAACCGUACCUGCUGCCUAGCAUCCGCGAGGGCGCCAGGCUGGGCAUUCAGGAGUGCAGAAGCCAGUUCCGACACGAGAGGUGGAACUGUAUGGUCGCCACUACCACUUCCACCCAGCUCGCCACAGCCCCCCUCUUUGGCUAUGAGCUGAGUAGCGGCACCAAGGAGACAGCAUUCAUUUAUGCCAUCAUGGCAGCGGGCCUGGUGCACUCUGUCACCAGGUCAUGCAGUGCAGGCAACAUGACCGAAUGUUCCUGUGACACCACCUUGCAGAAUGGUGGCUCACCAAGUGAAGGCUGGCACUGGGGAGGAUGCUCGGAUGAUGUCCAGUACGGCAUGUGGUUCAGCAGAAAGUUUCUAGAUCUUCCCAUCAGAAACACCACAGGAAAAGAAAGCAGAGUCCUGCUAGCCAUGAAUCUACACAACAACGAAGCGGGGCGGCAGUUACCAGAAAACAUCAAGCAACCACUGCAGCCCACACUAACUGCUUAACGUUAAUUAAGAACCGCAGCAGAGAAGAUACAGGGCACACCUUUUGGAGAGUUUCGGCAAGAUCUUUAAAUAUACUUAUUUUUCCACUUUCAUUCCUCUGUUUUUCUAAGAUUAUCUUGCUGAGUUAUAAAGACUUUAUAUCAUAUAUCACCAAUUUAUGUAAGACAAGUGUCUUAACCACGCUGUUUAUUUUUCCAUAAAAUUGGAAUCACAACUAAGUACUUGUUCAUUAACUACAUAUUAAGUAAAAAGAAUUUCUUGCUAUAAAACCAGAUCAAGUACGUGAUUUGUGAAAAUCUGUUCCAAGAAACACUGAUGCGGGCAAAGUGGAAGUGUGUGUGUGUGUGUGUGUGUGUGUGUGUGUGUGUGUGUGUGUGUAUGUGUGUGUGUGUAGCCUGAAACUCCUCGUUUCAUAAAAUUCUCCAAGCAGUAACUGUCCUGCUCAACUUCAAUUCCGAGUUCUAUCUCUGGAAUAUUAUGGGGACAAAUUGUAUGUGAAAUGUGUGGAAUUCUUCUCCUCGAAGUUCAUUUAUAUAUGUAAAUUCUUGGAGAGAAAAAUAUGUGUCACAUCUGUGAUAAGAAUACUAUUUCUGGGCUGGAGAUAUGGCUCAGCCAUUAAAUGCUAGGCUCACAACCAAAAAUAUAAGAAUAUUUCUUCUACUCACAUUAGGGACAAUUUUGAUUAAAAGUCAUAGAACUAGAAGUUUAAAAACAUAAUAGUGGAAAUUCAGGAACACUGAGAUUUAAAAAGAGUUGUUCUCUAGAGUAGGAAAAUCCCUCAAAAUCCUAAUUUAAGCUUAGUAGCUGACAAAAUCAAAUUUGCAAGUCUCUUUUCUUAUUCUUGCAAACCCUGAAGCAGUUGGGUGGACUCACACUGGCUGGGACAGUUAUGAGGGAGCUGGAGGCCAGCCCGUCAGCUUCUGGGCUUGGGGAGGGAGGGGGGGGGCACUGACCCCACCAGCAGUGACUUUGCUUGCUGUCACCUCUUCUCAGUCAGGUAAGCCACUGCGGAUGUUUUAAAACUGCUUUGUGUGAGUGAACAGUUCAAAGGUCAUUUAUUUGAUGUGCCAUCCACUCUGUCUUUGGUGCUUUGCAAACCAACAACACCCAUGUCUAAAGUAGAGAGUAAAAGGAAGUUGGGCUCUCUCUCAGUCAUGAUCUGAAGGGACGGCAGCUUUAAAUCAGCAAGUGAUGACUAUCAGGAACGCUGAUCUGGUUUAAACAUACACUUAUCUUACUCUCAGGUCUGGGCUUCUCGGACAAUUUAUUUUAUUACCUACACUAACUGAGUUCUCUCCCCCCCCCCCCCGUAUCCAUUACCACU
Mus musculus (house mouse) is the source of this 2329-nucleotide messenger RNA. It is a transcript of the gene Wnt16, whose product is annotated as wingless-type MMTV integration site family, member 16. Bases 328 to 1005 code for a protein of 225 amino acids. NCBI's taxonomy places the organism in Eukaryota, Metazoa, Chordata, Mammalia, Rodentia, Muridae. Gene Ontology annotation, molecular function: signaling receptor binding. The transcript has 4 exons. Gene Ontology annotation, cellular component: extracellular region; cytoplasm. The record is from RefSeq and is a predicted model, not a curated record. Gene Ontology annotation, biological process: keratinocyte differentiation; positive regulation of JNK cascade; keratinocyte proliferation.